UUUCAAUUGUAUCAGGUGUACGAAGUGGAUUUUGUUAUUCUUUGCAUUGGAAAGUACAGUGAUCUACCAAACAUUCCUGAUUUUCCAAUCAACAGAGGGCCAGAUAUCUUUGAUGGGAAGGUCAUACACUCCAUGGAUUAUGCUGCCAUGGGUGGUGAUCUAGCCUCUGAAUUCAUCAAAGAAAAACGAGUCACUGUUGUUGGGCUUCAGAAAUCUGCAGUGGAUGUUGCUGCAGAAGUGGCUACAAGAAAUGGGGAAGGACACCCCUGCACUUUGCUAUUUAGGAGGGUCCACUGGCUGGUUCCUGAGCACUUUAAUACAGUAUCCUUUCAAAACCUCAAUCGCUUCUCUGAGUUGAUGGUCCAUAGACCCAGUGAAGGAUUUUUCCUCUGGCUCUUAGCAUUUCUGCUUUCCCCUUUGUUCUGGAUGUUUACAAAAUUGGUGGAGAUAUAUCUCAAAUGGACAUACCCUUUGAAGAAAUACAACAUGGUCCCAGAACAUCCCUUCCUCAAACAGAUAGUUUCGUGUAUGUCCAUGGUUAUCCCGGCUAAUUUCUACGACAGAGUAAGAGAAGGAAGCCUCAUCCUAAAGAAAGCACAGAGCUUCAGCUUCUGCAGAAAUGGAUUGGUUCUAGAUGGCGAGGCUGCAGUACUAGAAACAGACAUUGUCAUCUUUGCAACUGGAUACAAAAGUGAUGAAAAGCUCAGCAACAUUUUCACUUCAACUUUCUUCAAAAAUUGCAUUACUGGAUCCUCAGCUCCUUUCUACAGGGAGUGCAUUCAUCCAAGGAUUCCCCAACUAGCAAUACUUGGAUACUCAGAAAGCCCGUCUGUCUUAUACACCAUGGAAGUGAAAAGCAUGUGGUUGGCACAUUUUUUAGCUGGGAAUUUCAAGUUACCACCCGUAAAGGAGAUGGAAGACGAUGUAAUGAAAUGGGAAAAAUGCAAUGAGCGAUAUGCUGGUGAUGGCUACAAGCGAUCCUGUGUCAGUGUGUUGCUACAAAUACAUGUAAAUGAUCAGCUGUGCAGGGAUAUGGGAUGCAACCCCAGAAGGAAGAGAUGGUUUCUGCCUGAGAUGUUUGCUGCUUAUGGUCCUACGGAUUAUGCAAAUUUAACUUGGCCUGGUUAGCUAAUUAGUAAUAGGUGGAGGGUGAUGUCAAGAGGUGUUAACUAGUAAUGGUAAGAGGGUGAUCUUGGGAGGAAUUUGAUGAUCCCCUUGGUGUAAUUCCUUUUGCAUUGCUGAAUAAUAUAGGCCUUGUUUGACUCAAUUUCUUAGAAACCAAAAACUCUUUUUUUAAGCUAAGUAUGAACUUCUAUACCUAUUCGGCUAA
Molecule: messenger RNA, 1330 nt
Organism: Vitis vinifera (wine grape)
Lineage: Eukaryota; Viridiplantae; Streptophyta; Magnoliopsida; Vitales; Vitaceae
Product: probable flavin-containing monooxygenase 1
Exons: 4
Molecular function (GO): NADP binding; N,N-dimethylaniline monooxygenase activity; flavin adenine dinucleotide binding
Source: RefSeq, a predicted model, not a curated record